AUGGCGCAAAUGGCAGAACUUUUGCAGUGCGCUUGGUUAGCGGUUACGUUCGCAGCAAAACUGGUGCAGAUAGGCCUAUGCACCUUAGCGGUGUUGUUGUUGGGGCCGCUUAUCGCGCUUUACAUGUAUGAUGUGAUGCUAUACGUGUGGCGAGUUAUGGUGAAUGGGCACGUUGCUGCUGAAGCAGAGUUCAGCGGGAGCAGCAAGUCGCUAGGGUCUGACGGCGCUGCCCGCGAAGGCGCCCAAACAAGAGCGCCUAUCGAAGCUCUAGCGUACGAUACAGCGCCUGCCGGGGGCAGCGAGAGCGAGAACGAGACCGCAUAUCACAGCGAUAGCGCGCCUGAUACCGAUGCAGAGUGGGAGAUGUCCGCGACGCCCCCUAGCUCAUCACGGAACCCGCGCCAGAUGCGGCCUCGCUUUGGAGCGAUCAAGGGAUCCUACGCGCGACUCUCAGACCUUAUCACGGUGACAAUAUCCACCGGCGCGGAUGAAGACUGCGUGGAAGGUCGCGAGCAGGAGGUGACUCUUAUCUCAAGCAGAGCCUGA
Molecule: messenger RNA, 546 nt
Organism: Lachancea thermotolerans CBS 6340
Lineage: Eukaryota; Fungi; Ascomycota; Saccharomycetes; Saccharomycetales; Saccharomycetaceae
Product: KLTH0F17006p
Exons: 1
Coding region: 1-546 (181 amino acids)
Source: RefSeq, a predicted model, not a curated record